GUAUAACAUGAGAGAGUCGCACGUCGUUGAAGAGCUCACUCAUAUUGAGAUCAAAUCGUCUUUGCUUACUCUUCUAGCUCUAUCACUUUGAACUAGAGACAAAGAAGUGAGAAACUUGAGCUGGAGUUUUCACUCAAUCUUCUCACAACCUUACUUCCAUCUCAUCCACCACAAAACCGCAUCUUACACAAUGACAUCCAAAGACUCACCAAUCCUCAUCGUCGGCGCGGGCGUCUUCGGCCUCUCCCUCGCCUACGAACUCACAAAAAACCGCGGCUACACCUCCGUCACGGUCCUAGACCGCUUCCUCCCGCCCGUCCCCGACGGCAGCUCCGUCGACGUCUCACGCAUCAUCCGCACAGAGUACGCAGACCCGCACUACGCCGCCCUCGCCACGGACGCCUUGCACGGCUGGCAGACGUCGGAGCUGUUCGGCCCACACUACCACCAGUCCGGCUUCGUCAUGAUGGCCGACGAGCGGGAGGGGCCGAGCGCCUACUUUGACAAGUUCCGCAAGUGGGAGAGCGGCGGGAGGCCGGCCAAGGAGUUUUAUGCGCCGCCGCUGGUGGAUGUCGAGGUGAAGAAGCGGUAUAAGGGCGUGCAGGCUGACUUGAAGGAUUUCACGGCCACGUUGAAUGCUAUUGGUGGGUGGGCUGAUGCCGCGGGGGCGAUUAGGGCGCUCGCGGGGCGGUGUACGCUUGCCGGCGUGUCGUUUGUCACGGGUCGACACGGGACCGUCGUCUCGCUUGAGAGGUCUGGCAAUAAGGUUACAGGCGUGAAGACGGCGGCGGGGACGACGCUGUCGGCGGACAAGAUUGUUCUUGCGACGGGGGCGUGGACGAACCGCAUCAUCCCCGGCAUGGGACACGCCAUGUCGGCUUCGGGCCAGCCCGUGGGCUUCAUCCAGCUUUCGGCUGAAGAGGCGGAGAGAGUGAAGGAUAUGCCCGUCAUGAUCAACAUGAGCACGGGCGUGUUCUGCUUCCCGCCUUCCCCGGGGACGAACUUGCUCAAGCUUGCGAGGCACGGGUGGGGUUUCGCGACCGAGGUUGAGGUUGAGGAGGGCGGGGCGGGGAAGAGGACGAUUUCGACGCCGCGGUUGAGGGAGAGUAAUGCCGCGUCUGGGUAUUUGCCGCAGGACGCGGACGAGGAUUUGAGGGAGGGCGUGAGGUUGUUCUUCCCCGAGUUUGCGGAGAGGGAGUGGUGUUAUAAGAGGAUGUGCUGGUACACUGAUACCCCUGAGGGAGACUUUAUUGCGGACUAUCACCCGGAUUUCGAGGGCUUGUUCUUUGCGACUGGUGGUGCUGGACAUGCUUUCAAGUUCCUUCCGGCCAUUGGUCCGCAAGUCGCUGACAGCUUCGAGCGCAGGCCGUCUACGAUAUUGCGGGAGAAGUGGAGGUUGAGACGGCCCACCAGCAGCGAGCAGCCGUUUGGGUUCUCGGGAGAUGGUAGCCGUGCUGGGCCGUUGCUGCGGAAGCUGUCGGUGCAGGAGCAAUCCAAAUUGUGGCCCAUUAUUUGAAAGACCAGGAGGUUUCCCAGCUUCGGAGUAUUGCCUUAUUAAACAAUAUUAAGCAUAGAAGUCCUACAUGUUCGUGGCUG
Colletotrichum scovillei is the source of this 1596-nucleotide messenger RNA. Its product is annotated as FAD dependent oxidoreductase. Bases 191 to 1516 code for a protein of 441 amino acids. The transcript is spliced from 2 exons. The record is from RefSeq and is a predicted model, not a curated record. Gene Ontology annotation, molecular function: sarcosine oxidase activity; flavin adenine dinucleotide binding; L-pipecolate oxidase activity. Lineage: Eukaryota; Fungi; Ascomycota; Sordariomycetes; Glomerellales; Glomerellaceae.